AUGUUCCCGCCGGCGGCGUCCACGGUGCUGCCGGACCCUGCCCGGUUCUUCGCGCCGGGGCUCCUCUCCGCUCCGCUCCCAACAAAUUCCUUCUUCCAGAACUUCGUGCUCAAAAAUGGCGACAUGCCGGAGUACAUCCACCCAUACCUGAUCAAAUCCGCUGCCGGAGGGCUAACCGUUUGCUACCCAAGGCGGAGCCACUCGGCGUCCACUAUCGUCCAGACCUUCGUCGCAGACCUCACCGUCUCAUCGCCGUCCGAAACCGCCACCGCAGCCGGCGCUCAGCACCACCACCGCGUCGCCGCCUUCGACGACCUCUCGGUCACCCUUGACGUGUCGCCUUCCCUCCGAGCGUUCCUCGUCCGUGGCUGCCCCUACGUCACUGUGUCCACCACAGCCGGCAUCUCCGUCGCCACCUCCGCCCAUGCCUUCGUUGACGCCGCUCCCUGCGACCGGACGCUCACCAAGUGGCGCCUCCGGAUGACCAGCGGCCAGACAUUCCUCCUGUACGCCGACGCGCCGAUUCAGCUCUCGCAGUCCGGCGACUCGCAGCUGUCGUCGGCGUGCGGGUUCUCCGGUGUGGUACGCGUUGCGUAUCUACCUGCUGCGGCCAUGGAGGCCGAUCUUGAUCGCUACAGUCAGUGCUUCCCGACGGCAGGGGAAGCCGUGCUGAACCGGCCCUUCAGCAUCGAGUACACGUGGCGCACGCAGGGAUCGGGGGACCUGCUCAUGCUCGCGCAUCCUCUCCACCUCCAGGCGCUCUACGACGAUCUUUCUGUCCGGGUGCUCAAGGACUUCCGGUACCGGAGCAUCGACGGCGACCUGGUCGGGGUCGUCGGCAGUUCUUGGAUCCUAAAUCCAGGCCCAAUCAGCCGCUACCUGUCCCCUACAUGGCAUGCUAAACCGGGCUACACCGACGACGGGGUGGACGAGAUCGUGGCCGCGCUGCGCAAGGAUGUGGAUUGCCUGGCCUCAUGCCCUAUCAUGACCAGUUCGUGCUACCUCUAUGGCAAGGCGAUCGCCAGGGCGGCAAGGCUGGCGCUGAUUGCGGAGGAAGUCCGGUGCCCAGACGUGAUCCCGGAGGUGCGUCGGUUCCUUAUCGCCGCCGUCACGCCGUGGCUGGACGGCAGCUUCGAGGGCAACGGAUUCUUGUACGAACCCAAGUGGGGCGGGCUUGUGACCCGGCAGGGGUUGACGGACCCUGGGGCGGACUCUGGUUUCGGGAUCUACAACGAUCACCACUAUCAGCUGGGUUACUUCCUGUAUGCCAUCGCCGUGCUCGUCAGGAUUGAUCCGGCCUGGGGGAGGAAGUACAAGUCUGAGGCUUACUCCAUCCUCGCUGAUUUCAUGACUUUGGCGAGAGGAAGUGACGCGAUGUGCACCAGGCUGAGGAAUUUCGAUCUCUGGAAGCUCCAUUCUUGGGCCUCGGGGCUGACAGAAUCCGGCGACGGGCGUAGCCAGGAGAGAACCGGCGAGGCCGUCAACGCCUACUACGGUGCCAAGCUCCUCGGUCUGAGCUACAAGGAUAACAGUCUUAUCACCGCCGGCACGACGCUCACCGCGUUCGAGAUACUGGCGGCACGUACAUGGUGGCACGCCCCCAUGGAAGACGGUGCGAUGCUGUACCCGGACGAAUUCAGGAGAGGCAACCGUGUCGUCAAUGUCGUGUGGGCGAACAAGAGAGGCGAACACCCCGGUUCUUGUCCGCCGGAACGCAGGCUGGGGGUCCAGGUGUUGCCGCUGCUGCCGAUCACCCAGGCUCUUUUCUCAGACGUUGCGUUCGUGCGCGAGCUGGUGGAGUGGUCCACGCCGGCCUUGUCGAGGCAGGGCGCCGGAGAAGGGUGGAAGGGCUUCGUGUAUGCCUUGGAAGGGAUCUACGACAAGGACUCGGCGCUGGAGAAGGCGAUGGCGCUGUCGACGGCGCACGACGACGGUAACACGCUGACGAAUCUGCUGUGGUGGCUCCACAGCCGCAGCCCUCCCUCCAACCAUGCUUCUGAGUGGCUGACCAUUUGCCUGUUCAGGCCCCAGAUGGUGGACGCAUUAGCUAAGUCUCUCGAGGGUCGCGCCCAUGGGGCUCGGGGCCAUGCGGCCCGCCGGUGA
This is a messenger RNA of Lolium rigidum, 2103 nucleotides long. RefSeq names its product probable endo-1,3(4)-beta-glucanase ARB_01444. The transcript has a single exon. The record is from RefSeq and is a predicted model, not a curated record. Lineage: Eukaryota; Viridiplantae; Streptophyta; Magnoliopsida; Poales; Poaceae. Bases 1 to 2103 code for a protein of 700 amino acids. Gene Ontology annotation, molecular function: endo-1,3(4)-beta-glucanase activity.